This is a messenger RNA of Prunus mume (Japanese apricot), 620 nucleotides long. RefSeq lists its product as uncharacterized. Lineage: Eukaryota; Viridiplantae; Streptophyta; Magnoliopsida; Rosales; Rosaceae. The record is from RefSeq and is a predicted model, not a curated record.
UCUCCCUUCUCUCCUUAAACCCAUCCUUCGCUUCUUAAUCUUGAUCUGCCUGUCUGUUAAACCCUAUCACUUUCUCUGUCUUCAUUCGCUCUUCUACAAUGGCUCGAUCCAACGCUGUCGUUUUGGUGCUAAUGGCUGCCCUCUUGGUGGCCUCAACAAGGGCACAAUCCCCCGCAUCUUCCCCAGCCAAGUCCCCUGCCUCUGCCCCUUCUCCUUUGAGCACUCCACCCGCUUCUUCACCUUCUCCUUUGAGUACCUCACCUUCUCCUUCGGGCACUCCACCCUCGGCUGCUCCUUCUACAUCUCCGGUCGCAGACUCUCCACCUUCUCCCCCAUCGUCUUCUCCUGAAUCUCCGGCCACCUCUCCCCCUUCUUCGGUCUCAGGAUCACCCGCCGAAGCUCCUGCAUCCAACGGUGUCGUUUUAAACAGGUUCUCCUUCGUGGGAUCCGUGGCCAUUGGGGUUUUCGCUGCCGCCAUGCUUAUGUAAAGAGGGAAAGUACAGCGGGGGUUUUAUGAAUUUUAAUAAUUUGUUUUAUUAUAUUUAAUUUACCAUCUGAUUAAUUCAUUCAUUUUGUAGUUGUUGAUAUAUAUGGGAAUAAAAAGAGACAUUUUUCAGUCA